AAGUGCCAAAACGCUUUCAUUCCCAUCCUCGUUCGUAUAUUCCCCCUUUGGUGUGAGAGCUCACGCUUAUAGUCCCGUCCCUCCCACCCCCGUUGCGGCGGCAGUCUCACUCUCCUCGGAAUAUUCCGGCAAUCCAACAAUGUACGGAGGCCAACGGAGAAUGCCGAUCGGUAAUGACAAGUUGCUCUUGGCAAGAUUCAUACAGCAAGUGGAACUGGUUCAGAAAAUAAGGAAUCUGUCAAUGGGCAGAAUGCGGAGGAGACCAUUGAACAAAUCUUAAGAUAUGAUAAAUCUGCAGCUGGCAUCUGUUGCCAGUUUAAAGCUCGUCAUGGAACUGAGAUUACUCAUAGUUCAUUUAUGAAGGACAUGAUGGGAAUUAUUGCUUUGCUUGGGAAGGUUGAUGCCGAUAAUCUCCGCAGGUUAAGUCACGUAGCAUCCAGAAUUGCUGACUUUUUUACAGAAAAAGAUGGAGAUUCUCGGACGGGGAAAAGCGGCACUCGACAUCUAUUAAACAAGACCAAGAACAAAGCCAUACCAUGCCCUCGGGAGAAAGUAAGAAAAUAUAAAUAAGCUGUUCUAUGAGUCCACUUUCUAUGCUAGUUCUCUACAGCUGUGUUCAAAAAAUUGUAGCACUUGUUCACCCUGUCUCAAUCAAGAUGACAAUAUGUGGCUGCAUGAAGGUGAAGAUUUAAGACAAUUAUCUCGCUGUGUUCUGGUCUUUGAAUUUGUCACAGGUAUACUUAGAGUAAUUAUGGUUUGGAGGUCACACUUUAGGGCAGAAGGUUAGAUGGUAUUUGAAUGUUCUCUUGGUUGCUUACAGAAUAGGCUUGGUGGUCGUACUUUUACCUACUUUCUUACCAGUAGUAUAGCACUAUUUUCAUAGUUUCUUGUUCUUCGAUUUCGGUUAGUACUUGUUUGUUUUUUUGUGCUUUGGUUAUCACAUAAUUGAGUUGUCAUUACUGUUCUUUCUUCUGGAUGUUGUGUACUACUCUCCAUUUUGCUUUAUUUCAUUGUUGUUACUGCCUUCAUUCCUAUAGUCUCGUUGUCAAACUGAAAGAUUGUUGGAGUGAGUCAAAACUAUAUGCGAUUGAGUAGGAGCCCAUUGCAAUUAAUUCUCCAUUCCAUACUCUGCAGUCCCAUAGCAUGAUGAGACCCCCACUGGACCCUUUAGAGUUCACAUCUCAUCCGUCUGGAUUCCCAUAAUUGUUUUGCAAAAAAUCUGUAUUCUUUUCUAGUUUAGUUUCCUGGAAACAGUAAAAAUCCACUCUCCAUUUAAGAAUUAAGCUCUUAAUGAGAUUUCUUUUGGAAAUCAUAUUAAGUUCCCUCACGUUCCAUCAGAUGAUCUUGACAUUCAUUGAUAAGUUAAGAUGAGAGGGUUCCCCCUACUUCUGGUGCCCUCAACUUCUUCUUUUAGUUUUGAUUCCAAGUUUUUAAGCUCAUUCUUGCCUAUUCCCCUACUCUAGGAGUUCUAUUUCUCUCAUCUCUUAAAUAGGCAAUAAACCCAUAAACAAUAUAUUAGCUCUCUGCCACCUCAUUCAAAUAAGCGGAUGACUGAUAUUUUGCUCCACGUAAUCACGAAAUCCAUAGUUAAUUGAAAUAUGAAAGACUUCCCUUGAUACGAAACUCUUGCCACGUUUGAUUGUUUCCUUCCCACAAAGAAAGAGUAAAAACAUUAUAUUCUAGGAUACUUAAUGAACAAAAUAACUACAGUAGCCUUAGAAAAUUUUGCACAUGCAUUUUACGACACACCUAAUUAACUUAAAAAGAAGGAAACAUUACCUUGUGUAUCCCAAAUUGACUAAUCCAACCUGUUCCUCUGAGCCUUUAAGAAUUUGAUAUUAUCUUUAUGGUGUUUAAUUUUUAGCCCAAUCUCCUGCAGUCUAAGUUGCUUGAACUCGGGUGCGGGUAUUCAAGACUGGUGUGGAUCUAAGAGUCAGAUUCGUCAAAAUUUAAAUUUUAAGAUUCGGGGGUGCGAAUCCAAGGAUGGAUACGGGUGCGGGGAUUCGGCAAAAAAAAUCAAAUAUUAUGAAAAUAGAGUUAUAAAGAUAUUCUAAAAUCCACUAUUGAACAAAAAACUAGAAAGCAUCCCAACUUAUGACAUUAAUUCAUAGGUUUAGGAGUUCCGUUGUUUUACCUUUUUUAGUUACUUUCGCAAUUAAUUUUACUUUUUGAAUUAGGAGUCCCCUAGCCGACAUGUCAACUCUCAAAAUUGUUAGCCUAUUAUUUCCUCUUACAUAUUGCCGACAUACUAGUAUUAACUUUACCAUUUCUAUGAUAAUUCUAUUACUAAUGAGUAUUAUUUUACUACUAUAUUAAUACGAAUUCUAAUAAAAAUAUAAGUAAUAAAGAGUCUUGAGAUCUGUGUCUCUUUCUUCCCCAAAAGUUCGACGACAUCUUUACUCGCAAAUUAGUGUCGUCAGUUUUUCCAAGACGACGCGAGAAGUAUGAAUUUUCCCCUUUGUUUGGCCUGAAACUUUAAGCAACUAAUAUAUAUAUAUAUAUCAACAAGCAACUAAUAUAUAUAUCAAGAGGAAAAGCUACAAAGGAGACAGAGGUAAGGUGUAAAUUUGUUUUAUUUUUAUUUUAAGAUCGAAUUCUCCAUUUCCCCCCAAAUUUGUUCUUGAUUUUGGUCAAAGUGUCCGGAUUCAUUUGACCGAAUUUGAGAUGCACCCCUCACCCACACCAGCGUCGGUGUCUCAUCGAGAUGGGUUCGGUGGAAAAAUCGAAGAGUCCAUGCAAACCAUCCUCAGGUUUCUGUUGUAGUCAAAUCAUAUAGUUGAGUGAAAAACUAUUACCUUAUCAAAACAAAUUUAUAUUGUCAUGAAUAUAGACCUAUCUACGUCACAAUAUAAUGUCAUAUGCAUUACCAUCUCAAAAAAUGGUUGUACGUAGAUAUAUCUAUACCUAGUAUCAAGACUAUUGUGCAUAUUGCAUCCAUGAAUGAUAAAUAAAAUGAACUAUGUAGAUUUCUUUCGUAAUCUUAACAACCUUGGAAUUGCAGAAAACUGCUUCAGCAGCUGCAAAUUUGUAGUCUGUUAAUCUGGCCUCCUUGAUUGAGUGAUGGAUCAUGCAAAAUUGGUGCCUUAGAACUUAUGGGUAGCUGUAAAAGGAACAUAAUUAUUGUGUAAAAUGGAUUAACAAAAUCAAAUAAACUAAGGCAGGGACUACAUAGUAAUCUUUGUAAAGUUCUUUAUUUUCACUAGAUGUCUACAACUAGAACCCUAAAUUAGACAUGACAUGGAGUAACUUCAGCUUAUCAAGGACAUGACCCUAGAUAGGAAGGUGUAGAGGAGGCAGAUUAAGGUAGAAGGAUAGUAGGAAGGAGUGUGUCAGUGCUAAUAGGUAGGAGGACUUUGUUUUGUUAUCCGUGCUAGUAGUUAUAGUACUAGUAUUAUUCACAGUGUUUUAUCGUUUGUCAUAUUGUUUGGUGAGUCUUGUUUAUGUUAUUAUUGGGCGUGGUAAUUCUUAUUGUUUUUUGUCCCUUUACUAUUUCUUUCUCGACUGAUUUAUGUUGAGUCGAGGGUCUUUCGGAAACAACCUCUCUAUCUCAUCUCUGAGGUAGUGGUAUGGACUGCGUACACUUACCUUCUCCAGAUUCCACUUGAUGCGAAUAUAUUGGGUAUGUUGUUGUUGUUGCUCGACAACUAGAAGCCUAGAUUCCCUAAUACCUUAAUUAACUAUCAGCCAAAUUAAAGGGGCAUUGAAAUUGACGAAGAAUUGUAUCAGAGCACAUGCAUGAGAGCUUUAUCGGUGAUUAAUUAAGGAGCCGUUUGGUUAUGGGAUGAAACCAAAGUUGAUACGUGAACAACUUGGUUAUUCAUGUAUUAAUUUUAUAAAUCGUUUGGUUUGCAAAUAGGAUAAAAGUUAUUCAUGUAUUAAUUUUCUACUAUGUUUGGUUGGUAUAUUCCAAAUGUUGCAUAAAAGUUAUUUACAUAUUAAUUUUAGACGGUGUUUGGUUGUGUUUUAGUAAUUCUACGUAAUCCAUACUCACGUAACUUAUGAGGAAAUCUAUGUAUAAUUUUAUGUGGGGUAGAAGGUGGAAUAAGUUAUGAGUGGAUUAGUUAUAAUUAAUUAAAAUAACAAAAUUACACAUUUACCCGUAUCAUUCACUUUAUUAAAUCUUUUUAUGAGAUUUGUUAACUUUUGAUUUUAGUUUGGUUUAUUAGAGGAUCUGCUGCUAGAUUUGAAGGAUUUUAAAUCCCCUCUAAUAAAACCAAACUAAAACCAGACCCUCAUAAGUUAUUAUGAAACAAAAGGUUAAAUCCCAUAAAAGUUUAACCACUGCUGAUUUUAGUUUGAUACUACUGUGUGAAUAAAAUCAGCUAAUUGAGUUUGCUAAUUUUUACAUUGAAAAUUUAGCAAACUAAAAUAACUGAUUUGAUUCAGCUAAAUUAGCUUUUCAGGGGUUUCAAACUAAAUUUAACCAGGUCUGAUUUUAUCCAAGUUGAAAUCAAACUACUGCUGAUUUUAUUCACUUUAAAACCUUUUAUUUUUUAUGCAUGGAUUAAUUUUAGCUUGCUUUUAAAAAUAAUUUUUGAACUUUUUACUUUUGAUUAUAUGGGAUUCCUACAUAAUAAACCCUGCAUAAAUAAUACAUGCAUAACUAAUCCCUGCACAACUGAACUCUACAUAACUAAACCCUACAUUAUUAAUACCCGCAUAACUAAACUCUACAUAAUUAAACCCUACAUUAUUAAUACUUGUAAAACUAAUACAUGUAUUACUAAUACCCGCAUAACUCUAGCCAGUAACCAAACGGCCCCGAAGUGUUCUUAUGAUUAAUUUAGUGAAUUAAAGGACUUCUAAUUCACUAAACAAUCGAGGAUAAAAGAGAGGGAAAUAGAGAAGUUGUUCCCUGUCAUUGUUGAUGGAGGACAUUAUCCGUUGGCCGCUGUCCAUCCUUGGGUCACCGGAGAUUUCUAGGAGAGUGAGACUGGUGCCGUAAGGGGAAGUGGAGAACAAUGAGCGUGACUUCUGAUAGCAAAGUAGAAUAUAGGGCUUGGGAAUGAAAGAUUUUUGACACUUAUAUUUGGUGACUAAAUCUGACACACUCUACAUGUGUACAAUAUUUUCAAAUUUGAUUUUCUUUUUGUAAAAUAAUCUACACACUCCAAUUUAGAGUUGUCAAUAUGGCUGGCCCAGCUCGUUUGGGCUAGUCCAUGCGGGUUUUGUAAUUUGACGGGCUGACUCAUCAUUUUGAUAGACAGGUUACUGAGUUGUCUUUUGUGGAGUCAUAGGAAUCAUUUGAUCUUUGUUUGGAAAGGAAUUAAAAGUGUAGCUGCUGCAUCCAGAUAUGCUUUUAUAUGACAGUAGGAAUAACUACUAAUUAUUUGCUUUUUGCCGCGUUGAAAAUAGUUACAUUAAUGUAAGUUACAUAUUACUAUUUCGGGGAAAAAUACAAAAUGUAAUAGCUUGGGAAUUGUUAAUGUUUAAGAAAGGGCUGAAUGUCCUUAAAUGCACUAAUUUUUGAUUUGUUUUGAUAUCCCUGCUCUUUUAUUCUAUGGAGUUUCAUUUAGAUACCACUAGUAAUUAAAACACAAUUUUUAACCCCUCUGACCAUAUAAUGAGUUGAACAAAAUAUUGAAUUUCAUGCUUAUGAUUGUGAAAAUGAAGAUUUAGAACGACUAAACUAGACGGAAAUUUAGAUCGGCUUUGUUUCUCUCCCUUCCCAUUUUCUGUUCUCCCUCCUCCUAGUUUUCUUUACAGAAUGACUAACAAGAUUUCUAAUCAAUUUGGGCUAAUAUUGGUACAAAUUUUAGUGGGCUGGAAUAUGUGGGAUUGAAAUUGAAAAUAUUGUACUUGUGUAGAGUGUGAGUCAGUUUUACGCACCAAAUAUAAGUGCCUUCACGCCUUCACGCCCAAGCCCUAUAUUCACUUUUCUUUCAGAACUCACUUGCACUAUUCUCCACUCUCCCCCAACAACGUCAGUCUCACUCUUCUCGGUAUCUCCGACGAUCCAACAAGAAGGUGCAGGCAAUAGGAACACAAUGCAAAGUGGAUCUGUUGAGGCAGUUAUCCGCCAUUCCAAGAAUCUUGAGGAUGGCUUGAAGGAGAUUGGUCUGAAAAUCAAACAUCACGAAGAUAAAAUUGGAUUCUUAAAGGCUCGGAUAAACACGUUGGAUGAUUCAAUUUUGGAUAAACAAGUUGCUCUUUCCAAGAUUCCUUCUGUAAGUGGAACUGGUUCUGCAAAUUCCGAAUCUUCCAAUGGGCGGAAUGAGGAGACCAUUCAACAAAUCUUAAGGUAUGAUAAAUCUGCAGCUGGCAUCUAUUGCCAGCUGAAACCUCAGAUUGAUCAUCAUCCAUCGAUGAAGGACGUGAUGGGAAUUGUUGCUUUGCUUGGGAAGGUUGACGACGAUAAUCUCAGCAGGAUUCUCUCUGAUUAUCUUGGGCUACAAACCAUGCUAGCCGUUGUUUGCAAGACACAUGAUGAACCUAAAGCACUGGAAACAUAUGAUAAGGCUGGUUUGAUUAAUAAAAGUUCUGGUCUUCAUGGACUUGGAGCUUCAAUGGGGAGACCUUUGGAUGACCAAUUUCUUGUAAUCUGUCUUGACAAUCUUAGUCCAUACACUGGUGAAUUUAUUGCCGGUGACCCUCAGAAGAGGCUUGCCAUAAAGAAGCCAAGAUAUCUCAAUGAAGAAACUCCUCCUGGUUUUCUUGGUUUCGCUGUCAAUAUGAUCGAUAUUGAUGAUGCGAACUUAUAUUGUGUGACAAGCACUGGUCAUGGGCUGAGAGAGACCCUCUUCUACAAACUUUUCUCACGGUUGCAAGUAUACAAAACAAGGGCAGACAUGCUGCAGGCACUACCUGUUAUAACUAAUGGAGCCGUAUCGUUGGAUGGUGGAAUAAUUAAGAGUGAUGGUGUAUUUGUCCUAGGCGAGAGGGUAGUAGAGAUCAAAUUUCCGAAGAGUUCCGGAAGGUCAAAAAUACCUGAAGACUACUUCGUCAUUGUGAGCGAAAUGAAGGAGCUGAAGUGGGAAAGGGCAAGAUAUGUUGAAGAUUUACAGAGAGAACAAGUAUUGCUGGACAAUGCACUGUUCAUCUUUGAGAAAAGGAAAGAAGAGUUUGUCAAUUUUCUCAAAGAUAGCUCAGCCUUGUUACCGCGGUAAUUAAUUGAGUGUGUCUAGUUAGACCAUUCAUGCUAGUCAAUGGUGUUUACCUAAUAGUUUGUGGUGUUGAUGUAAAGCAAAUAUAAAGUCAUCUCUGAGUUGAUUUAGAUAAAAGCUUGAGCAUUUUUAACUCUAUCCUCGAUGUCCUUACAUCCUGCUUGAAUUGAUUAAGGAUGUCAUUUGAUAACUUCAAACAAUGCUUCCAUUUAUCAUGCUAGCGGAGAGCUCUGCAUGGAAAUAGAUGUUUUUUUUUCCCUGGGAACUCUUAAGCUUGUGCUUAAUUUAGUAUGACAGUUAUAGAUGUUCUCUUUGUGUAGUCUUAA
Messenger RNA from Capsicum annuum, 7429 nucleotides. RefSeq names its product protein DEFECTIVE IN MERISTEM SILENCING 3. NCBI's taxonomy places the organism in Eukaryota, Viridiplantae, Streptophyta, Magnoliopsida, Solanales, Solanaceae. The transcript has 8 exons. Bases 5988 to 7106 code for a protein of 372 amino acids. The record is from RefSeq and is a predicted model, not a curated record.